Lemur catta (Ring-tailed lemur) is the source of this 3094-nucleotide messenger RNA. RefSeq names its product ribosomal oxygenase 1 (gene RIOX1). Gene Ontology annotation, molecular function: histone H3K36 demethylase activity; histone H3K4 demethylase activity. Gene Ontology annotation, cellular component: nucleolus. The record is from RefSeq and is a predicted model, not a curated record. The transcript is spliced from 4 exons. Bases 61 to 1986 code for a protein of 641 amino acids. Lineage: Eukaryota; Metazoa; Chordata; Mammalia; Primates; Lemuridae.
CGCUGCCAGCGUGAGCGCUUUCCCCGUCGGCUCCGGCCGGGUCCGGAGGGCUGUCCGGCCAUGGAGGGGCUCCGGGCUAGUGCAGGGCUGUUGAGGCGCGGGCGGCCGAGGCGCCGGCGCCAGCCGCAGCCGCACAGCGGGUCGGUCCUGGCCCUACCCUCGAGGCCCAGGAAGAUACGGAGGCAGCUGAGAAGAAGUGUUGCGUCCCGCAUGGCAGCGCUGAGGGCCCAGACGCUGCCGAGCGAAGACUCGGAGGACUCGAGGGUGGAGUCCACGGCCGACGAUCUGGGGGAUUCCUUGCCUGGCGGGGCAGCGGCGGCGGUCGCCGUCCCGGACGCGGCCCGGCGAGAGCCUUACGGCCCCCUGGGGCCUGCAGAGCUGCUGGAGGCCGCGCCCGCCACGCGCUCACUGCAGACCCCGCCGGCGCGCCUGGUGCCCCCUUCGGCGCCGCCCGUGCGCCUGGCGGAGGUGCCCGCUGCGCCGGCCCGCGUGGUGGAGAACUCGGCUUUGCUGUGCACAGCCCAGCACUUGGCGGCCGCCCCACAUUCCGGAGCCCCUGCGACGCUGUCGGGGCCGGAGGUGGAUAGCACCGGUGGGGAGCUGUCCUGCGACUCCCCCCUGCAGCGCGUCUUGGCCGAGCUGAACCGCAUCCCCAGCAGCCGGCGGCGAGCGGCACGCCUCUUUGAGUGGCUCAUCGCGCCGAUGCCGCCGGACCAUUUCUACCGGCGCCUAUGGGAGCGGGAGGCGGUGCUGGUGCGGCGGCAGGACCGCACCUACUACCAGGGCCUUUUCUCUACCGCCGACCUGGACUCGAUGCUGCGCAGCGAGGAGGUGCAGUUCGGGCAGCACUUGGACGCCGCACGCUACAUCAACGGACGGCGCGAGACCCUGAACCCGCCGGGCCGCGCACUGCCGGCCGCUGCGUGGUCCCUGUACCAGGCUGGCUGCUCCCUGCGCCUCCUCUGUCCGCAGGCUUUCUCGACCACCGUGUGGCAGUUUUUGGCUGUGCUCCAGGAGCAGUUUGGAAGCAUGGCAGGCUCCAACGUUUACCUCACGCCCCCCAACUCGCAGGGCUUUGCCCCCCACUACGACGACAUCGAAGCUUUCGUGUUGCAGCUGGAAGGUAGGAAACUCUGGCGUGUCUACCGACCCCGGGUCCCAACUGAGGAACUGGCCCUGACAUCUAGCCCCAACUUCAGUCAGGACGACCUCGGUGAGCCGGUGCUGCAGACCGUGCUGGAACCUGGAGAUUUGCUCUAUUUUCCUCGGGGCUUCAUUCACCAAGCUGAAUGCCAGGAUGGAGUCCACUCUCUGCACCUCACCUUGUCCACUUACCAGCGCAAUACCUGGGGUGACUUCCUAGAGGCUGUAUUGCCUCUAGCUGUGCAGGCUGCAAUGGAAGAAAAUGUGGAGUUUCGGAGGGGUCUUCCCCGAGACUUUAUGGAUUACAUGGGGGCCCAGCAUUCCGAUUCUAAGGAUCCACGAAGAACCGCUUUCAUGGAGAAGGUCCGGGUCUUGGUUGCCCGGCUGGGACACUUUGCUCCUGUGGAUGCUGUGGCUGACCAACGAGCCAAAGACUUCAUCCAUGAUUCUCUGCCCCCUGUUUUGACUGAUAGGGAGAGGGCACUAAGUGUUUACGGGCUCCCAAUUCGCUGGGAGGCUGGAGAACCCGUAAAUGUGGGGGCCCAGUUGACAACAGAAACAGAAGUCCACAUGCUUCAGGAUGGGAUAGCUCGUCUGGUGGGUGAGGGAGGCCGUUUGUUUCUCUAUUACACAGUGGAAAACUCCCGUGUUUAUCAUCUGGAAGAGCCCAAGUGCUUGGAAAUAUACCCUCAGCAAGCUGAUGCCAUGGAACUCUUGCUUCGCUCCUACCCAGAGUUUGUGAGAGUAGGGGACCUGCCCUGUGACAGUGUGGAGGACCAACUUUCCUUGGCAACCAUGUUGUAUGAUAAAGGGCUGCUGCUAACCAAGAUGCCUCUAACCUAAACUACUUUCUUGUUAAUUGCUGGAAGCAAGGCAGUAGUGAUUCUCCUCUACCACUGCCACUUUUUUUUAAAAUUCAUGUUCUUACCUUGAUAAUCAUCAGUGUGCUCACAUUUACCUUUAUGACUGCUUCAUUGUCACAAACCUCAGACGGUCUUCUAGGAAGAACCACCUCAUCUAGUUGGAAGAAACUUCCCCAAAUCUGGCAAGUGAAUAUUCUCAUGGUUGCUGGAAAAGUGCCUGUUGUACCAGAAAGAGCACUGGACUUGGAACCAGAAGACCUGGGUUUGGGGUGGUAGCUGGUAGGCAGCUGGCUGAGUGACCUGAGGCUGCUGCUACGCUUGGGCACACAGAUUUUAAUGACCUCAAAGACCCAAUUGUUUCCCAAAACUUGGUUGUAAUGUACACAUACUGUCUUCCCACUGAGACGACUCAGGAGCACACAAGCCCGGUCCUCGGUGUCCUCAUUCUUCUUGUGAAACAGCUGAUGGAGGAUCCUCUUAAUCACAGGGUAAGUGGCAUCACCUUCCAGAGCCAGGCACUGAGCUGCAGCCCAGCUAUCCACACUGUUACCUGUCUCAGUGGGGUGAAAAAAGAAGUUCAGAAUGGUGAUCUGUUUUCCCCAAAAGAGAACAGUCUUUGGGUUGGUACCCAAGGCUGCUACCAGCCUGUUAUCUCACUUCCCUGUGCCUCACUUAGUCUAGAAAUCCAGUCCCUUAUUUAAACCAUACUUAAAUGGAUCAUAUCAAGGUUUUAAAUAUAAACCUCAACCUGAAAAGUUAAAUCCUAAAGGCUCUUGUUAGGCAACAGCCAUAAGGCACUUCUGACCUAGCUGAGGGAUGCAGUUGUUUUCUCCCCUGGAGAUUAAGAAGGCUGGGGUGGGAGGUUUUCCUAACACAGAGGAAUUAAGCUGUUGAAUGUCUAUAUGCAGAAGGCCAAACCAGUCGGCCAGUUGUUCCCCUCAUCAAGGCAAGCAACAACCCAUCUUAGAGACAGCAGUUAGGCACCUUGGGCCUUUCACCCGACAGCCUAUUUGAUUAUGUAACUCCAACAAUGCAUGUGGACAAUGCCUGGAAGUUAAUACGCAAAAAAUAAAAGCAUGAUGUGUUCA